Molecule: messenger RNA, 2143 nt
Organism: Dufourea novaeangliae
Lineage: Eukaryota; Metazoa; Arthropoda; Insecta; Hymenoptera; Halictidae
Product: angiotensin-converting enzyme-like
Exons: 9
Coding region: 147-2093 (648 amino acids)
Biological process (GO): proteolysis
Cellular component (GO): plasma membrane
Molecular function (GO): metallopeptidase activity; peptidyl-dipeptidase activity
Source: RefSeq, a predicted model, not a curated record
CGACAGUCUCUAUCACCGCAGCCUAGGAAUCGGCAAACAGUGGUUUCCCGUGAAAGUUGCUCCUCGAUCGGCUGUGAUCGUUUGAACCGUUCAACUGUUCGUAACCGUCAUCGUUUCGUCAAACUUCAGCGGGUACGCGAAUAGAGAUGCUACGCCUACUGUUGGUGGCAGCCUGCGUGGUCCUGGCAUGGGGAAUUCCGACGCCCGAGGAAGCCAAAGCACCCGAUGCUUCCAAAGAACCUGAAGACCUACUGAAAAGGGCUACGGAAUUUUUGUCGCGAGUCGACAAACAGUACGCAGAAUGGAGCAACAAACAAUCGCUCGCGGAAUGGGACUAUGCGUCCGACCUGAAUUCGGACAAAUUGGCGAAGAAAUUAAACGUGUCUUUGGAGGCGGCGCGCAUUCAAAAAUCGAUUUGGACGGAAGUAAAUGCGUUCCCCUGGAAGAACUUGAAGGACGCAGGCAUGAGAAGACAGUUCUUGAAGCUCAGUGUCUUGGGCCCUGCAGCACUUCCUGAAGAUUUGCACCGGGAAUACGAGAAAAUUAUAAGCGACAUGGAAAACAUUUACAGUACCGCAAAAAUCUGCGAUUACAAGAACAAGAACAAAUGCGAUCUUGCUCUGGAGCCCGAACUUACGGAACGUUUAAUGGAAAGUCGCGACCCAGAGGAACUGAAGUACAUUUGGGUUCAGUGGAGGAAAGCAACAGGUGAAAAAGUGAAAAAGCUGUACGCUAGGUAUGUAGAGCUGAGUAACAUGGCUGCUAGACUGAACAACUACUCCGAUAAUGCGGCCUACUGGAUGAAGGAUUACGAGGUCGACGCGUUCCCUGAGGAAAUUGAGAAGCUUUGGCAAGAAUUGAAACCAUUCUACUUGCAAUUGCACGCGUAUGUCCGACGAGAACUUCGAAAGAAAUAUGGCGAAGACAUUAUUUCCAAAGAUGGUCCUAUUCCGGCGCAUUUAUUGGGGAAUAUGUGGGCUCAAACCUGGAGUAAUAUCGCAGAUUUUACGAUUCCAUAUCCUGGAAAACAGUUACCCGACGUCAGCAAUGCUAUGGUAGAACAAGGAUACAACGCAACGAAAAUUUUCCGAGUCGCAGAAGAUUUCUUCACUUCCAUAAAUCUGACAGCGAUGCCGGAUUUCUUCUGGGAACGGUCAAUCCUGGAAAAGCAAAAGGAUCGUGAGAUGAUUUGUCAUGCUAGCGCCUGGGACUUCUACGACGGCCAGGACUUCCGUAUUAAACAAUGCACAAGAAUUAACAUGGAAGACCUAAUGACUGCCCAUCAUGAGAUGGGACAUGUCGAAUAUUAUCUUCAAUACAAAAAUCAGCCCACGGUUUUCAAGGAGGGCGCAAAUCCUGGGUUCCACGAAGCCGUUGGUGAUGUUAUAGCUCUGAGCGCCUCGACUCCAAGUCACCUGAAGAGUAUCAAUUUGUUGAAGGACGACGCAACUGACAAAGAAGCCAUUAUCAACCAUUUAUACACGAAAGGUCUUGACAAAAUUGUCUUUUUGCCAUUCGCAUAUAUGAUGGACAAAUGGCGCUGGAAUGUCUUCCAAGGACAAGUUACACCAGAUAAUUACAACUGUAACUGGUGGGAUCUAAUUGAAAGCUUUCAAGGUAUCGAAGCACCCGUGGAUCGAUCAGAAGAUGAUUUUGAUCCUGGUGCAAAAUACCAUAUAAUAGCUGAUGUUGAGUAUAUCAGAUACUAUGUAAGCUUCAUUGUGCAAUUCCAGUUCCACAAAGCACUUUGUAUAGAGGCAAAACAAUACGAUCCUCAGAAUCCAAACUCAAAACCGUUACAUCAAUGUGACAUUUAUAACAACAAAGCAGCAGGAAACUUGCUGAAAUCCAUGUUGGAAUUGGGUUCAUCUAAGCCUUGGCAGGAUGCGAUGGAAAAGAUCACGGGUCAAAGGAAUAUGGACACUGCUGGACUAUUAGAAUAUUUUAAACCACUAACAGACUGGCUCACGGAGGAAAACAAGAAAACUAAUGAAUACAUUGGAUGGAAACCUAGAGCAAAACAAUGCGUACAAACCAGAUCAGAACUUGAAGUUGCUGAAGCGACUGAAACAAUUAAAGUGAUCGAGGAGUAGGAACAUUUGUAAUAUCUCUUUAAGUACUAUCAUUCCAAGAAAACUAACGG